Messenger RNA from Penicillium samsonianum, 180 nucleotides. RefSeq lists its product as uncharacterized. The transcript has a single exon. The record is from RefSeq and is a predicted model, not a curated record. NCBI's taxonomy places the organism in Eukaryota, Fungi, Ascomycota, Eurotiomycetes, Eurotiales, Aspergillaceae. The coding region runs from base 1 to 180 and encodes 59 amino acids.
AUGGCUUCGAUAUGGAUUGACCCGACCAGACCCAUUCUCCGCCCCCGGAGGCUCGUGACGGUCACCACAGGAAUUUGGAAUACCUGGACCGGUGCGCUUUGGCCAAUGGGCCACGGCGUUGUGGGGUACAAUGCGGAUGAUAUCCGACAAACGGUCGAACGUGACGAGCUCUCAAAAUAA